UUGAUUGUAUACACCUGUGUCCAUGGAGGGGAUUGGAACACCUGAAUCACAUGAUUGUGAGAAGAUUGGAACACCUGAAUCACAUGAUAUGGAGGGGAUUGGAACUCCUGAAUCACAUGAUAUGGAGGGGAUUGGAACUCCUGAAUCACAUGAUUGGGAGGGGAUUGGAACACCUGAAUCACAUGAUAUGGAGGGGAUUGGAGCACCUGAAUCACAUGAUUGGGAGGGGAUUGGAACACCUGAAUCACAUGAUUGGGGAGGGGAUUGGAACACCUGAAUCACAUGAUGGGAGGGGAUUGGAACACCUGAGUCACAUGAUUGGGAGGGGAUUGGAACACCUGAAUCACAUGAUUGGGAGGGGAUUGGGGACCUGAUAUUGGGAUUGGGACACCUAAAUCACAUGAUAUGGAGGGGGGUGG
Messenger RNA from Staurois parvus, 419 nucleotides. The record is from the annotation of a GenBank genome assembly. NCBI's taxonomy places the organism in Eukaryota, Metazoa, Chordata, Amphibia, Anura, Ranidae.